Messenger RNA from Sclerotinia sclerotiorum 1980 UF-70, 714 nucleotides. RefSeq lists its product with no specific name. Bases 1 to 714 code for a protein of 237 amino acids. The record is from RefSeq and is a predicted model, not a curated record. The transcript has 4 exons. Lineage: Eukaryota; Fungi; Ascomycota; Leotiomycetes; Helotiales; Sclerotiniaceae.
AUGCCAACAGGCGCCCUCUCAAUAUCCAUUCCCGACACACCCAACAUCCCAAAAAUCACUACAAAACAUUCUGCUACCCGCCCAACUUUCUUCCCUACAGUCGCUUGGUGGAAAAGCUUCCCAAAACCGUCAUUUACGAAUUAUUACUCCUCGAAUUACAAUAUCCGCAGGAACAAGAAAGACACACAUGAUGAAAAUGAAAGGAGGAUAAUGGAAGAAGGAUUAUUGAGUGAGGGCGAAAGAGAAGAUUUCGAUGGGGUGAUUGCAGGAGUUAGAAUGGGAAACGAAUCCGGGUCGAGCUAUUGGAAGAUGGUUAGUGACGAGGGACGGAGAAAGGGAAAGUUGCGAUUGGUUGUGGAGGUUUUAGGAUGUGUGGGAGUAGUCGUUGCGGUUGUUGGGUUGGGGCUUUUGAUUUUUGGGAGAAUUCCCAUUCGCCGUGGCGUUUUCGUUAAGACUGAAGACUAUCUCAGACAUUCCUUUCAAUCUCUUCAACGACCCUUCCAGUCCUUCGUGAAUGCAAAGACCGAGAUUAUCAAGAAGGGAAUUCAGCAGUAUGACAGCGGACCGGGUGGUUUGGGUGCGAGGCUUGGUGAAGAUUUCUUGUGCGUAUUGAACACUGCGCCGGAAAUCAACCUUAUCAAUACAAAGUAUAGAAAGACUGUUCAAAGGUUAAAUUUGACGAGCUUGGAGAGUAGACAAGACUUGGGGUUUUGA